Molecule: messenger RNA, 864 nt
Organism: Thelazia callipaeda (thelaziosis nematode)
Lineage: Eukaryota; Metazoa; Nematoda; Chromadorea; Rhabditida; Thelaziidae
Source: the annotation of a GenBank genome assembly
AUGAUGUCAUCUUCUGUAACCAACAUGGACGUGGAAGUGGAAAAUGAAGUUGAAAUGGUGGAAAAGCAUAGUAUAAAUGUAGAUAGUGAAGAACAAGCGAGAGAGAAAAAAAAUAAUCGUAAGCGAGGCAGUGUAAGAGAGCGAAACUCGUCGUUAAAACUACAGCAGCAAAAAUAUGUAUUAACUCAUGGGAUUCGUCCAGGAGGAAGGCAUUUAUAUUCUUCUGCAACUUAUGCUGGACGUCAUAAAAUACCUAUGCAGUGUCUUAGAAUGCCUAUGCGUUUCCGAUGUUUUCCACCGCAAAAAUUUGGUUUUUUCAAUGAAGCAGCACCGUCAGUACAUCCCGGCCAUCCAGGAUCAGAAAGAAUUGCAGAAGCGCAUUUACGAGAAUCUACCGAAGCAGCGUUUGAGAAUGGAAGAUCGGACAUUAACAUUUUUUUGCAUCUGUUUCUGCUUAUAAUUGAUAUAAUACUUGAAAUGAGGAUGUCAUAUGGCACGGAAUGGAACCCAACUCUAGCUUUUUUCUUAUCACAUAAAGAAAAGAUUAUUUUAGAAACAGGUACCGAGUCAGAUUCAGAACAAAAACUUUCGCGGUUGAUGCCUAUUCUGAAUCGUGACGGUUCUAAAUUAUGCAAUAAACCAUUUCCUGAAGUGGGGAAUAUCAACUCACCAGUUAUGAGUGAUAAACAAGUGGGAAUGAAUGAAUUGUUUGCUGAAAUGAUCCGGAAAAAGUUAGAUAUGAUUCAAAGUCCUAUCCGUCUAAAUCGUUUGCAUACUGAAAUUAUGAAUAUACUGCAACAAGCUAUUGCCGAAGAGAUAAAUAAGCCUAGAAUAUCUGAAAUGGAUAAAAAUGAUGGUCUAUGA